UCAAGAUGGUGGACAACAUUUCCGAAUUAUCAAUUUUGCAUUAGAAAAACCACUUAUAAGUCAACAUUUGUCGAAUCAUCUUUAUUGAAAAUCAGUUGAGAACAUACAACUAGUUACCAUGUAUGCAGAAAACCUCUCUUACACGUUGUUUGCGAAUGCAGCAAUGGCUGUGGUGGGGUUUUUGGUGACUUUUCACCUGAUCCCAAGUCUGGGCAACAUGUUCAUCAAGGCUAACAUGUUUGGCAUGGAUCUGAAUAAGGCCACAAGGCUGAAGGUCCCAGAAGCCCAAGGAGUGGUGUGUGGAGCUGUCUUCCUCAUCAUCAUGUUCCUGUUCAUCCCAGUGGUAUUCAUGAGGCAGCUUGCUGAAACGUCUACACAAGGAUUUCCACAUGAUAGAUUAGUGGAAUUCAUCGGGGCACUUCUUUCAAUUUGUUGCAUGAUCCUGCUCGGCUUUGCUGAUGACGUCCUUGACCUGAGAUGGCGCCACAAGCUACUCCUUCCUACCAUAGCCUCCCUUCCAUUACUGAUGGUCUACUAUGUCAAUUUCGGCUCCACUGUCAUCAUCGUUCCAAAACCUUUGAGGCCUUUUUUUGGCCUUGAUGUAAACCUAGGGGUGUUAUACUAUGUCUACAUGGGGAUGCUGGCUGUUUUCUGUACCAAUGCCAUCAACAUCUUGUCCGGUAUAAACGGACUGGAGUCUGGUCAGAGUGUAAUCAUCGCUGCCUCUGUCAUCAUUUUCAACACCUUAGAAUUAAAUGGCCCAAACAAGACCGAUCAUGCAUUUUCUCUUCACUUUAUGGUUCCGUAUGCAGCAGUCAGUUUAGCAUUACUAUACCAUAACUGGUACCCAUCUUCUGUGUUCGUCGGCGACACGUUCUGUUACUUCUCCGGGAUGACAUUUGCCGUAGUCGCCAUCCUUGGACACUUCAGUAAAACGAUGUUACUGUUCUUCAUACCGCAAAUUGCAAACUUCAUUUAUUCCGUCCCACAACUGUUUCAUCUGGUGCCGUGUCCUCGACACAGAUUACCGAAAUAUAAUCCAAAAACUGAUAAAGUGGGAAUGAGUAGGUCAAGAUUCAAAUAUUCCGAUUUGAACAUCUUGGGAAAAUUAGCUAUCAACAUUUUCCGAUUAUUCAAAAUUAUCGACGUCAGAGACUCAGUCGGCGAAGAUGGAGAGUACAUGGAGUGCAAUAAUCUGACGCUCAAUAAUUUUGUACUCAAAUUAUUCGGAUCAAUGCACGAGAGGCGGCUGUGCAUGGUGAUGUUGUUUAUACAGAUUUUAUGCAGUGUGGUUGCCUUCCUCAUACGAUACCAAAUUGCAAGAAUCUUCUACGACGUUUGAUUUGUUAAAGGGAGACGCAUUGUCGGCAGGACUAUGAACACUGCAUACUGGUCACAUGAAGACUGCCAAUUUGACCCACUAGCUCCUGCCUAUAGUCCCCCUUUAAAGGGCCACUUUCACCAAGGAGAUUUUGUCAGAGAGAUUAACAUAACCAAGAGAGAUGACUGCUUUUACUUAAAGGAAUUCUAUAGCGAAAUGCUUAUAGAGAUGGGGAGUUUUGAACAGCCCGGUUAAAACCUAAGGCGGGAGUAAGCUUCCAUUGAUAAGUCCAAAGAGAUUCCUCACUUAGUGUUUUAGAGUGAUAAAAGUUUUUUUAACACAAGCAGAGGUAUUUACCUCGUAAAUAUUUCGUCCUUACACUAACUGACUGACAGCGGUAGCUCUGCUGACGUCAGCUGACCUCCAUUGAUGAGUGUUAAAAGUUUCAAGUUCCCCUCAGGUUGUUGAUUAUAUAGCCAAUGAGCUGCAUAAGAAGUAAUCACCAAUUCAGUUAUUUUUACCAUGUUCAGCUAGUCUAAAUAAACACUUGUACCAAGACUGGAUCUCUUUAACCUUGGAAUAUAUUUUCAGUCACCCCAUGUCGCAAAAUCAAACGGUUGUAAUCAUGAUGGGAGCUAUUUGAUGCUCCAUCAUUACAUAGCUAGUCAAAGAGAAUGAAGCCCUCUCUAGUCAUUCAAGUUAUGCAAAACAUCAUUCUAAUUUCUGUAGCGAAGUUUAUAUCAAUUAUCAUCAGCCUAAAAUAUUGCUUAUCCUACAACUUGACAAACUAUUUGUCAAAUCCGUCUUCCUUGUGCAGUAGAACCUCUCUAUUAAGGACACCCUUGGGACCGACAAAGGCUGUUCUCAAUAGAGUGGUGUGAAUCUUUUUUUUUUCUUCCUUCUUAUUCAUGGAAGGUUCCUUUUCGGGGGGAUUUCCUUUGAAACCAAGUCUGAGACGAAAUAUGUCACACGCAUCCCACAACCAGCACCUACUGAUGGGUGAGUGUCAUGCCCAAAAAGUCCUGGCUAGAACCUUGGUGACUGUUGGUCAAGAGGCUUUGAGUCUGACCAGUACAUAAAUGUAAAAAGUGCAAAAAAAUCCCAGAAAUAUCAAUUUUUCAACAAAGCGUGUAAUUCUGACGUAUUAUAAGUAACUUGACUAUGGUAAUAUUUUGCUUAAUAUAUAUGAAUAUUUGUGUAAUAUAGCAUUGCUUUUGCUCGAGACAUGCUGUUCAAGAAUGUUUUAGCGUGGUAAAUCAUGUAACGUACUUAUGCAGUCCAGCAAUAACUACAGUGAUGUAUUUGUUGAUUAAGCCAUAUUAAUUGAAUAUUGUCCAGUGCUGUGUGUAGUUUGAUCUUGUGAUUGAAGAGAGUAAUGUCCAUUGUGAUGUCUCAUAUAAUAGAUAUAUCAUUGUGCUAUCAA
Lineus longissimus is the source of this 2744-nucleotide messenger RNA. RefSeq names its product UDP-N-acetylglucosamine--dolichyl-phosphate N-acetylglucosaminephosphotransferase-like. Gene Ontology annotation, molecular function: UDP-N-acetylglucosamine-dolichyl-phosphate N-acetylglucosaminephosphotransferase activity. The transcript has 8 exons. Bases 119 to 1342 code for a protein of 407 amino acids. The record is from RefSeq and is a predicted model, not a curated record. Gene Ontology annotation, cellular component: membrane. NCBI's taxonomy places the organism in Eukaryota, Metazoa, Nemertea, Pilidiophora, Heteronemertea, Lineidae. Gene Ontology annotation, biological process: protein N-linked glycosylation; dolichol-linked oligosaccharide biosynthetic process.